Bursaphelenchus xylophilus (pine wood nematode) is the source of this 1834-nucleotide messenger RNA. The record is from the annotation of a GenBank genome assembly. NCBI's taxonomy places the organism in Eukaryota, Metazoa, Nematoda, Chromadorea, Rhabditida, Aphelenchoididae.
AUGCUUCCGCAGUUCAAAUCCCUUCUCGUUCCCCUUCUGCUCGUAGUCUUCUUCACCGGCACAAUGGCUCAGGAUAUCCUUGAAAGGUGAGUGUUUAACAUACCGUGUAGCUUAUUUAUAAAUUAUCGAGAUUACAAAAAUUGAGGCAGUGUUACCCUUCCUUUUCAGCUAUUACAAACGGGCACCCAUGGACAGAGCAUCGAUGGUGAGGUUCGGAAAAAGAGCCCCGAUGGAUAGAGCGUCUAUGGUCAGAUUUGGAAAACGGGACAGCGAUGACUUUGAGUAGGUUUACUCUCUUCGGCAUAUUUAACCCUUUCCGGACGAGUCGGCACGUAUAUAUUAAAAUGAAAGAGGGUACCCUACUGAGUAACGGCAUAAUAGUGGUUCAGCCCAUCGAAGCGUUAUUUGGGACUUAUGACAAAAAAUGUCCUUAAAAGUACCCCCACUUGACAUAUCACUUUUAAAAUUUUUGCGACAAGCUGUAAAUCGGAAACUACCCCUAAAUUAAAGUCGAGGAGUCCUAGUAUUGUUACAUCCAAGAACUGUCCAAAUCGGAGCACUAUAGGAUUUGUUAUCGAUUUUUGGAAAUUGAAUUUUUAAUUUUGGUCAAUUUUGGGCCUAAAAUCAAGUAUAUCUUCCGCCGGUAUCAACCAUUUCGGUCCAAACGUGGUUUUUCCGAAUCUAUUGUGAUCCUACCUUCUUACUAGAACAUUUCCACAAAAAACCUAUGAGGCAUAUUUCUGUAAAACGCGGAAAUGUUGAAAGUGUAAAGGUUUGAUCGUAUAAAAUGUCGCCGCGAGCCGCGAAGGGACGGGCGCAGCUCGAAACGAGAAAAUAAUAAUUUUUUCUUCAAGAAAUAUUAUUUUGGUGUCGAAAAGCUGAUUUCAACACGAAAUACAGGCAGAAAUAGCACGCAAACAUUACCUAAAUGCCAUUUUUAUAUUUUUACUCUGUUUUCAGGCAAUUUCAAUCGAGUUUAAUUUGGUUUCACGCUAAAAUCAAACUUCUGGAAAAAUUUUAAAAUAUUUUCUCGUUUCGAGCUGCGCCCGUCCCUCCGCGGCUCGCGGCGACAUUUUAUACGAUCAAACCUUUACACUUUCAACAUUUCCGCGUUUUACAGAAAUAUGCCUCAUAGGUUUUUUGUGGAAAUGUUCUAGUAAGAAGGUAGGAUCACAAUAGAUUCGGAAAAACCACGUUUGGACCGAAAUGGUUGAUUCCGGCGGAAGAUAUACUUGAUUUUAGGUCCAAAAUUGACCAAAAUUAAAAAUUCAAUUUCCAAAAAUCGAUAACAAAUCCUAUGGUGCUCCGAUUUGGACAGUUCUUGGAUGUAACAAUACUAAGACUCCUCGACUUUAAUUUAUGAGUAGUUUCCGUUUUACAGCUUGUCGCAAAAAUUUUAAAAGUGAUAUGUCAAGUAGGGGUACUUUUUAGGACAUUUUUUGUCAUAAGUCCCAAAUAACGCUUCGAUGGGCUGAACCACUAUUAUGCCGUUACUCAGUAGGGUACCCUCUUUCAUUUUAAUAUAUACGUGCCGACUCGUCCGGAAAGGGUUAAUUGAAACUCCUCUCACACUUAUUGUUAGUACAAAAACUUUUAGGCUUGAAAAGAGGGCACCAAUGGACCGAGCAUCGAUGGUUCGAUUCGGCAAGAGGGCGCCGAUGGACAGAGCAUCAAUGGUGAGAUUUGGAAAAAGAGCACCCAUGGAUCGGGCGUCAAUGGUACGAUUCGGAAAACGGUCUGACUUCGAUGACAUUGAAUAUGUAAGUCAAAAUCUUGAAAUUAUUAUAUUGUGGCCCUAAAAAGAGUGAUUUACAACGAAUUCCAUUUUUAGUAG